AUGCGAUCAGCACCAACGUCUCUUUGGAAAGCAGUCGAGAGUGGAUCAGGUGAUUCCCAAUCUUCCGGGCGGUCAGGUCGGCGACUGAUUAUGCUGGCAGAGGAACCCAUCGAUGUGGGCGACUUAUACGAGUAUCAACGAUAUAGGUGGCUGAGUGGAAAUUCCGAGAAACUCGCAAUGCGCUACCGCAAGUUCAAUUUGCAAGCCCUUCUAGAUACUUCUGUCAAGGCCGUGGGCGAUGGACUAAGUUGUGUAAAGCUGCUUAAAUGUGUCGAAGGGCAGUUUAAUAAGGCGUUCCUCCUGACUAUGAGUAAUGGUCUCGAGAUCAUCGCUCGAUUACCCAACCCAAAUGCAGGGCCAGCUUUUUACACAGUUGCAUCAGAAGUUGCGACGCGUCACUUUUUGCGCGACAAGAUAGGCAUUCCUAUCCCUCGCAUUUAUGAUUGGUCGGCUGAGGCACAUAAUUCAGUAGGUGCUGAAUAUAUCCUCGAAGAAAAGGCUACCGGUCAGCCUCUAGGAAGUGUCUGGGCCAACCUCACUUUCGCAUCUCAGUUGGAUAUCGUGAGCCAGAUCGUAGAUAUGGAAAAGAAACUUGCUUCUAUUACUUUUCCAAAGCACGGUUGCAUAUACUACGAAACGGAUCUUUUAUCGAGAUCUCUGGAUUAUGAGGCCCUUGACUCACAACAUGGAUCUUUGGGAUCAGCGACCAGUCGAAACGACCAACCGCUAACGUUCGUGAUCGGACCUUCUGCCAAUCCGGUCUUCUGGGAACGUGAAAAAGCGACAAUGAAUUUGGACAGAGGCCCAUGGGAAAGCGUUGCUGGUUACGCUACGGCCCUUGGAAAGAAUGAAAUUGAAUGGGCUACCUCUCACGCAAUGCCAAGAAUGAAUUUUCACCGAUCUAUGGAGUUUCCUGAGACGUCAGAUGAUUACAUCGCCCUUGUCAAGAAAUACAUGACGCUUGCUCCAUAUCUGGCGGCUUCCUCAAAUAUUGAGCAAUCUAACAGGAUCUCGCAUCCGGACUUGCACCUUGACAACAUCUUCAUUGACCCAGGGACUAACCGAAUCACUUGCAUAAUAGACUGGCAGCAGACUUCUGUUUGUCCGAUAUCUCUGCACCGGUCUAAUCCGCAGAUGCUUGAGCUAUCAGUCUCAUCGCAAUCAGAUCAAGGCAGACAUGAAAGAAAGCUUUUGGAUCAUUACUACAAUGCAGUCAAGGAAACUGAUGCUCUCCGGUGGGAAGUCCUGACCGAUCCCCUUCUCGCGGUUAAAACGAAUCCCUUUGUUUUGGUGCCUGGAUGCUGGGAGCGAGAAGAUUUAUUCUCUCUACGCAAUGCAUUGAUCACUGCCAUCGCACGUUGGAGUGAUAUGGGACAUGGCGAAAUACCAUGUCCCGUCCAUUUCAGCGAGGAAGAACUCUUACGACAUCAAGAUGAGAUGGAUCUUCUCGAAGGGAUCUCAGCAAUUCUGCGCGAGCUGCAAGAUGAAGGGCUUAUUCCAUUGGGCGGUAUGGUACGUCCGCAGUAUUAUGAGCGUGCCAUGGAGUUGAAUAAUCAUUUCAAACACGCGUUCAUUGAUUUGGCUGAGAAUGAGCGCCAGCGGGAAUUGCAUGCGAAAGUAUGGCCUUACCAAUAG
This is a messenger RNA of Penicillium chermesinum, 1635 nucleotides long. RefSeq lists its product as uncharacterized. The record is from RefSeq and is a predicted model, not a curated record. Bases 1 to 1635 code for a protein of 544 amino acids. Gene Ontology annotation, cellular component: mitochondrion. The transcript is spliced from 5 exons. Lineage: Eukaryota; Fungi; Ascomycota; Eurotiomycetes; Eurotiales; Aspergillaceae.